Molecule: messenger RNA, 1272 nt
Organism: Colletotrichum higginsianum IMI 349063
Lineage: Eukaryota; Fungi; Ascomycota; Sordariomycetes; Glomerellales; Glomerellaceae
Product: Endoglucanase C
Exons: 5
Coding region: 1-1272 (423 amino acids)
Biological process (GO): glucan catabolic process
Cellular component (GO): extracellular region; cell surface
Molecular function (GO): beta-glucosidase activity
Source: RefSeq, a predicted model, not a curated record
AUGUCGAACGGAAUCCUUAGAACGUCGGGCUCCAGCAUCGUCGAUGCCGAAGGAAACUCCGUUCUCCUGCGCGGUACGGCCCUCGGCGGCUGGAUGCUGAUGGAGAACUUCAUGAACGGGUUCCCCGGCCGUGAGCACCAGAUCCGUGCCGCGCUGCUCAAGGUUCUGGGCAAGGAGAAGUGCGACUUCUUCUUCGACCGGUUCCUCGAGUACUUCUUCACCGAAAAGGACGCCGAGUUCCUCGCCUCCAUCGGCUUCAACUGCGUCCGCCUGUCGUUCAACUACCACCACUUCGAGGACGACAUGAACCCCUUCGUCAUCAAGGAGGAGGGUUUCAAGCAUCUCGACCGUGCCAUUGAGAUUUGCGCCAAGUACGGAAUCUACACCAUCCUCGACCUUCACUCGGCUCCCGGCGGCCAGAACCAAGACUGGCACUCGGACAACCCGACCGGCUACGCCGCCUUCUGGGACCACAAGCACUUCCAAGACAGAGUCAUCAACCUGUGGCAGGUGAUCGCCAAGCGCUACGCGGGCAACCCGUGGAUCGCGGGCUACAACCCGCUCAACGAGCCGGCCGACGUCGAGUGGACGCGCCUCCUCUCCUUCUACGACCGCAUCGUGCCCGCCAUCCGCGAGGCGGACCCGGAGCACAUCCUCUGGCUCGAGGGCAACACCUUCAGCAUGGACUUCUCGGGCUUCACAAAGGUGUUUGACAACUCCGUCUACGCGGUGCACGACUACUGCGGCUUCGGCUUCCCCAACCGCAUCGGCAGAUACCAGGGCCUGAAGGAGCAGGAUGCCUACAUCCGGCAGAUGUACGACCGCAAGGUCGCCUUUAUGAAGGAGCACAACGUGCCGAUCUGGAACGGCGAGUUCGGACCCAUCUACGAGCGCGAAGAGUAUAACCCCGACUGGGAGGAGCACAACGAGGAGCGGUACAAGAUGCUGGACAAGCAAAUGGCCAUCUACACAGACGAGGGCAUCGCAUGGAGUAUCUGGGCCUACAAGGACGUCAACGUCAUGGGCAUGACAUACCUCUCCCCGGACUCGGCCUGGCUCAAGCUCCUCGGCCCCAUGAUCCGCAAGAAGCGCGACCUCGCCGUCGACAGCUGGGCCUACGACGACGCCCACCUCCAGCCCAACCUCUUCGGGCCGCUGCACAAGUGGUUCGAGGACAACGUGCCGGCCGAGUACUCCAAGAAGUACCCCUGGCAGUGGCGCAUGCACAUGCACGUGUUCCGCGGGAUCCGCGGCAUCACCAUGGCCGAGUAA